AUGUCAGCCUGCGUCAUGAUGCAGGGAGAGAUCAGUGCAGAGCCUCAGUUUGGAAUUUCCAUGUGCAAGAUAAAUAACCUCAUGUGCUUCCUUAAUUUUGAGUUCAAGGACCCUGUUUGUCAACUUGUUCCACACAGACCCUCACCUGAACUCAUCCCAACAAAGGGUAAAGGUCUCGGUGCCUUCACCAGCCCAUCCGGCUACGGCACCAUCCUGUGCUUUCCCAUCACGAUUUGGCAAAGCCGACGCAACACUAAGAAAACAGUUGAAAGUCUCAGAGAGGCUAGACAGCAAGAGGCUGAGCGCAGAAAUGCUGAAACACAGCAGGAGUUCCAGGAGGAGCAGAAGCGCAGGGAAAUGCGUGAGAAGAGUGACGCCAACCGUGACGGCCUUGGGCCUCAGGGGCCACCAAGGGAGAAGAGGGUUCUAGAAGUUGAGCCGCUAGAUCCCAGAUUGGAGAGAGAUCCUGAGAACCCGCGUAACUGCGAUGAGGCGUGCGGGAAUGCUUUGAAGGGCUCUUGUCCUAUUCAUGAUAGGAAGCAGUCUUCUCGACCUACGAGUCCUGGACUGUUGGCUAUCUAG
Molecule: messenger RNA, 582 nt
Organism: Fusarium venenatum
Lineage: Eukaryota; Fungi; Ascomycota; Sordariomycetes; Hypocreales; Nectriaceae
Source: RefSeq, a predicted model, not a curated record